Molecule: messenger RNA, 4417 nt
Organism: Lacerta agilis (Sand lizard)
Lineage: Eukaryota; Metazoa; Chordata; Lepidosauria; Squamata; Lacertidae
Gene: PDZRN3
Product: PDZ domain containing ring finger 3
Exons: 10
Coding region: 25-3198 (1057 amino acids)
Biological process (GO): protein ubiquitination; neuromuscular junction development
Cellular component (GO): neuromuscular junction
Molecular function (GO): protein binding; ubiquitin protein ligase activity
Source: RefSeq, a predicted model, not a curated record
AGAGCGUCGGGCGUCGGCCGAGCGAUGGGCUUCGAGCUGGACCGCUUCAGCGGGGAGGUGGACCCUGACCUGAAGUGCAACCUGUGCAACAAAGUGCUGGAGGACCCUCUGACCACCCCUUGCGGCCACGUGUUCUGCGCCGGCUGCGUGCUGCCGUGGGUGGUGCAGCAAGGCAGCUGCCCGGUGAAGUGCCGCCGCAUGUCGGCCAAGGAGCUCAACCACGUCCUGCCCUUGAAGAGCCUCAUCCUCAAGCUGGACAUCAAGUGCGCCAACCGGGCGCGCGGCUGCGGCGCCGUGGUCAAGCUGCAGCACCUGGCCGAGCACGCCGACGCGUGCGGCUACUCAGCGGCCCGCUGCCGCCACCGGGGCUGCGCCGAGGUGCUCAACGCGCGCGACGUGGAGGCGCACAUGCGCGAGGCCUGCGCGGCCCGGCCGGCGGGCUCCUGCGAGCGCGGAUGCGGCUUGGCGCUCACGCACGGCGAGCGCCAGGCCGGCUCGCACUGCUGCCUGCAGGCGCUCAAGGCGCACGGCGCCGCUCUGCAAGCGCAGCUGGCCGGCCUGGAGAAGGAGCUCAAGAAAGAGGCGCUGCGGGCCGGCAAGCGGGAAAAGUCGCUCCUGGCGCAGCUCUCGGCAGCCCAGCUCGAGCUCCAGGUGACGGCGUUGCGCUACCAGAAGAAGUUCACCGAGUACAGCGCCCGGCUCGACUCCCUCAGCCGCAGCCUCGCCGCCUCGACGCCCAACAAGGGUGAAGAGACUAAAGCGCUGACGCUUGUUCUUCAUCGUGAUUCUGGGUCUCUUGGAUUUAAUAUAAUUGGUGGUCGGCCAUGCAUGGACAAUCAAGACGGCUCAUCUAGCGAAGGAAUUUUUGUCUCUAAAAUAGCAGACAGCGGGCCUGCUGCCAAAGAAGGAGGGCUGCAGAUUCACGACAGGAUUAUUGAAGUAAAUGGAAAAGAUUUAUCUAAAGCAACCCAUGACCAAGCAGUAGAAGCCUUCAAAACAGCUAAAGAUCCCAUCGUAGUUCAGGUCCUGAGGAGAGCGCCGCGCAGCAAAAUCUUCAGCCCCUCUCAUGAAUGUCUCCUGGUGGAUAUGGGCACCCAGACUGACAUCACCUUUGAACACAUCAUGGCUCUUACCAAGAUGAGCUCACCUACCCCACCAGUUUCAGUACUGGAUCCAUAUCUCUUACCUGAGGAGCAUUCAUCAGGGCACGAAUACUAUGACCCAAAUGAUUAUAUGGGAGGCAUUCAUCAAGAAAUGGACAGAGAGGAGCUAGAAUUAGAGGAAGUAGAUUUGCAUCGAGUGAACAGCCAGGACAAGUUUGGGCUUACAGUGUGCUACAGAACUGAUGAUGAAGAUGAUUUUGGCAUUUAUAUCAGUGAGAUUGAUCCCAACAGCAUUGCUGCGAAAGAUGGUCGCAUCAGAGAGGGCGAUCGUAUAAUUCAAAUUAAUGGCAUAGAGAUACAGAAUCGCGAGGAAGCUGUGGCACUCCUUACCAGUGAAGAAAGCAAGAACGUUUCCUUGCUCAUAGCAAGGCCAGAAAUUCUCCAGCUGGAUGAAGGAUGGAUGGAUGAUGACAGAAAUGAUUUUCUGGAUGAUUUACACAUGGACAUGCUGGAGGAACAGCACCAUCAGGCAAUGCAGUUUACUGCCAGCAUGCUUCAGCAGAAGAAGAAAAAUGAAGAGGAUGGAGGCACCACAGAUACUGCCACCAUUUUAUCAAACCAACACGAGAAAGACAGUGGCGUAGGGCGAACCGAUGAAAGCACUCGGAAUGACGAAAGCUCGGAGCAGGAGAACAACGCCGAUGAUCACACGACUUCCUCAAACACCCUGGGGAGCCAGAAGAAGCUGACCUACAGCCAUGACACGCUGGGCAGCGGGGACAUGCAGUUCAGCAACGAGUCAUUCAUUUCCGCCGACUGCGCUGACGCCGACUUCCUCGGCAUCCCGGUGGACGAGUGCGAGAGGUUCCGCGAGCUGCUGGAACUGAAGUGCCAGGUGAAGUCCACCAACCCGUACGGCCUGUACUACCACAACAGCACUCUGGAUAUGAGCAAGAGUGACCACGAGAGCGUGGACAGGGAGCUGGAGAUGCUGAACGAGGAGCUGCGCAACAUCGAGCUGGAGUGCCUCAACAUCGUGAGGGCCCACAAGAUGCAGCAGCUGAAAGAGCAGUACCGAGAGCCAUGGAUGCUGCACAACAGCGGCUUCCGCAAUUACAACACAAGCAUUGACGUCCGCCGGCAUGAGCUCUCGGACAUCACCGAACUUCCAGAGAAAUCGGACAAGGACAGCUCCAGCGCUUACAAUACAGGGGAAAGUUGCCGGAGCACGCCUCUCACCCUGGAGAUCUCCCCCAACAACUCUCUGUGCAGGACAGCAGAAGAUCUCAAUUUGCAAGUCAGCGAAGGAGCAGAAGGGUCUCAGAAAAGUUUGCUGUCUAGCCCAGAAAGUCAUGAAUAUGGCACAGCUAAAGCUCACCCCAAAGAUGCUGAGCAGCUGGAAAUCAAAGAGAGGAAAGAGAGCGAUGGAAGCAAAAGCCCAGCUCAGCCCCCCAAAACAGGCAGCUCCUACUUAUCUCCCUAUCACCACUCUCCAUAUAAACAUGCGCACAUCCCUGCCCAUGCCCAGCACUACCAGAGCUACAUGCAGUUGAUACAGCAGAAGUCAGCGGUGGAGUAUGCUCAGAGCCAAAUGAGCUUAGUGAGCAUGUGCAAAGACUUGAACUCUUCCAACCAGAGCGAGCCCAGGAUGGAAUGGAAAGUCAAAGUCAGGAGCGACGGGACCCGUUACAUCACCAAGAGACCCGUGCGGGACAGGUUGCUGAGAGAGCGUGCCAUAAAGAUCAAGGAAGAGCGCAGUGGCAUGACGACGGACGACGAUGCCAUAAGCGAAAUGAAGAUGGGCCGUUACUGGAGCAAGGAGGAGCGGAAGCAGCAUGUCGUGAAAGCCAAGGAGCAGAGGAAAAGGCGCGAGUUUAUGAUGCAGAGCAGGUUAGAGUGUUUAAAGGAACAGCAGGGGGUCGAAGAGAAGAAGGAAAUGAAUAUCAUAGAACUGAGCCACAAAAAAAUGAUGAAGAAAAGGAAUAAAAAGAUAUUUGACAAUUGGAUGACAAUCCAAGAACUGCUGACCCAUGGCACAAAGUCACCCGACGGCACAAAAGUUUACAACUCCUUCCUGUCGGUGACUACUGUAUAAUCUUCCGGUGCCAAAGUUGUGUACAUAAAACACUACCGAUGGGGUAGAGAUUCCUGCCUCGUUAAAUGUGGCAACGCUCCCUCUCUUUUAUUGUAAAUAAAAGACACAUUCAUCGGCUUUAUACUUCAAAUACUGAACUCUGGGUGCAAAAGAGGAGAGAAAGAGUCAUCCACCCAAAAUCUCUUUUAAGGCAAUACAGAACAGACAGACCUUAUUCGGAAUACCAAUAGUACCUUUUUUGUAACGUGUUACGCUUUUACAUAAGAUGUUUUAAAUAACAGGAGAAGCAUAUUAAUCAUACUUACACAGGUAAUAUCUUUUUAAACUAUAUUCAUAUUUUAAAAAGGUUACACAUGCAGAAACUCAAAAGACAACUUCAAAUAUGUAUUUUUAACAAAGCAGUAUUUUGCAAUAUAUCUUUGCUAUUGUGCCCUUUUUCUGCACAAGUUUCUGUUUUAUCAAUAUUUUAGCUGAACUACCAAACUCUUGAUAGAAUCAUUUUGCAGUAAUGUACACAAUUUAUCAAACCGGUUGUGUCUUUGGGGUUGUGUACUCAUACUGCUUCGCUUUAUGGCACGGCAUGCACGCCCAAUUUGUGACCUACCAAGCCUGGUGCAGACCACUAGCCAGAUAUUGGGAGCUGUCCUGUGCUCAGUAAUGCACUCUGGGUGGGCUGUUCGGCGAGUCACAAGUUGUAAAGGUCUCUGUGUUGUGACUGCUGCGAAUGUCUGGGUAGCUGCAGCCCUCUUGCAGAGCAGUUGCCAGAGGUUGGUCACUGAGUGGUGGUAAACAGCCGAGGCAGCCGAUUACCAAAGUAGUUUGGGGACUGAGGACAACUAGGCACUACACUAAGCAUAUUAUGCACACAACCCCUUAAACGAGUCCUGGCUAAGAGCUACACACUUUUAUUUUUUUUCUUUGCGGUUUCUGAAGGAAGUAUGUAGGUAUCACUUGAAAGAACAGAAGCAAACUGCUGCUUGGUGCAGCCCUGAAACACUUUGAAGCAAGUUUGCCAAGGCUGUGGGCCUGUUGGAAGAAUGUGCAUGUGUGUCCAAUGUUUUUACAAGGCCGUUUUGUGUAAUUUGAAAUGCCCAUUGUAGUAGCUGUCUGCUUUGUAGAUUUGAAUGUAUUGAAACUGAAAGCAGUUUUCAUGAAAUCAUGACUAGUUAUAAACAUUAACAAGUAAAUGAAGUUAAAAAAAAUAAAUUAUUGUUUUAUA